This is a messenger RNA of Salarias fasciatus (jewelled blenny), 1901 nucleotides long. Its product is annotated as ras-related protein Rab-7L1-like. The record is from RefSeq and is a predicted model, not a curated record. Gene Ontology annotation, cellular component: lysosome; phagocytic vesicle; late endosome. Lineage: Eukaryota; Metazoa; Chordata; Actinopteri; Blenniiformes; Blenniidae. Bases 197 to 802 code for a protein of 201 amino acids. Gene Ontology annotation, molecular function: GTPase activity; GTP binding. The transcript has 5 exons. Gene Ontology annotation, biological process: endosome to lysosome transport; phagosome-lysosome fusion.
GCCCGUCUGCACACAGCUGGCGCUACGAUCAUCACUUCUCAGCUGAUCUGAGGCAGGUUUCACAGUGUCAACAACUUUUAUUCUUAUGUUUACGUUGCCGUCAAGUUCUAUGGUUUGAAGACUCAAAAAUAACAUUUCCUGAGCUGAACUCUGAUCAGCUGAAAUCACCCACCUGUGGACUGAACAGCGCAGAGAAAUGAAGGAGCACAUGAUGAAAAUUGUAUUUGUCGGUGAUGUUGUUGGAAAGACAGCUUUUAUCCAUCGAUACAUCAGCGGGCAGUUCAACAAGACAUCCUACGCGACAGUGGGAGUGGAUUUCAGGGAGAAGACGCUACAGUGCUCAGAAAAAGAGACAGUCAAACUGCAAAUAUGGGACAUAUCAGGCCAGGAGCGUUUCAGGUCCAGUAACAGUAUCUACUACCGAGGGGCUCUGGGCUGUGUUGUGAUGUUUGACGUCACCAACUCGUCCAGCUUUCACAGUUGUCAAGUGUGGAAACGGGACCUGGACAAGGUUAUGCUCCCCAGCGGAGCUCCCAUCCCCUGCAUCCUGCUGGCCAACAAGUGUGACCUUCCUGAGCGGGUGGUGACAGCAGACAGCAUCGCCGAGUUCAGCAAGAACAACGGCUUCUUCACCUGGAUGGAGACCUCAGUCAGAGACAACAGGAACGUUGAUGAAGCCAUGAGGAGGUUGGUGCAGGAGAUCCUGUUGGUCCAGUCCAGUGUGGACCAGCCGCUGUCCAGCCAGGAAGACAGCGUCGAUCUUCAGUCUCAGGAUGCCAGAAGGCGAAAAACCUGCUUCUGAUGACUUCCUACCAUGACUCCACUUCAGUCAUUACAACAGCUGUCCUCCUCAUCAGUCUGUCUGUCUCCCUGUCUGUUAGUCCUCGUCUCGUUUCUGGCGCUCCUGUCUGUCUCCCCCUCCUUCUCCUGUGUUCUCCUUGUUUAACACUAGGACUACCAGGUUUUUCUUGCCUACCUAUUCAUUCUAGAGAGGGGCCAGUUGGCCCCUGAUUUUAAAUGCACAACUCAACAGCCACCGUUAGCACUUCUUUUCAUUUGUAAAUGCAGCCGAUACCUUCCAGCUUGUUGGUUCACCCUUCUCUCCUCUCAUGCGAUGUUGGUUCAUCUUUCUUUGUGUGUUUGCUGCCGUCAGCAAAAUCCUGUUUUUGGACUCUUACCCAAUAAGCCCUUCCGAACUCCAACCUUUAGUCUGUCUGCAUUUGAGCUGACCAUGGUCAUGACGGCAUGAACAGACUGCAUUAUGGAUCCUGCACCAGCUCCUAACCAUCUCCACAGCCAGUCACUUUGUGGGACAGCUGAGCAGACCAGGUCUUCAGUGUCCUGGCUCUGUGGGUCUCCAGCUCUGGUGCCCCGGGCUUAAAGGUCUUCAGUCAAAGACCUCAACGUCUCUGGUCUCUGGCUAAAUCUGCUCUGGGUCUUAAGGUCUUCGUUCGCCAGUCUCCGGCUCAGCUGAUCCUCGGCCUCCAGGUCUCCGGUCUAUGGCACAGCCAGAUCCUGUUCCCCAGUUUCUCUGGCACUGCUGGCUCUGGGUCCCCAGCAUGUAACCCAUUCCCACUGUUCUAGGUAAGGGCCUCCUAGAUCCUUUUGUGUAUCAUUGUCGAGUAAUGAAAGGCGACCUCUUCACUUAUCCUCCCAAGUCAAGUCAGUCAAAACGCACAUUGUUCUACAUAGCAAAAGCACCAAACCAUAAGCUCAAUGGAAAAUUAUGAUUUACUGAAACAAUAGAGUACUUAUCAACUGAAACCCAUCUGUUCUAGAGGUUUUUAAAGCAAUACGUCAACAUUUUGGCAAAUUGGCCCAUUUAGCACAAUUCCUUAGUCAUUUCAAACAGCAUACUUACUUUUUUGUGAGGGCGGGCUGUUGUUUAUUCAGAGGCGAGU